AUGUCCUGCCCUAUCCGUGCUGGUCCUGCCUAUGCUGAACUCCUUGCUACUAUAUAUUUUUGUUGCUUGUUCUGUAUUUUUAUUUUAUUAGUGUUUCUGUGUGUUGUGACGGUGGAGCUGAAAAAUGGGGAGACAUAUAAUGGGCAUUUGGUUAACUGCGAUACUUGGAUGAAUAUACAUCUCCGUGAAGUCAUCUGUACCUCUAAGGAUGGAGAUCGAUUUUGGCGAAUGCAUGAAUGCUAUAUACACGGAAAUACAAUCAAGUAUCUUCAAGUUCCUGAUGAGGUUUUUGAUAAAGUUCAGGAGGAGACAAAGAGCCGUGCAGCUUUAACUGUGAGUUCAAUUAGUGAUGCGAGUAUCAAUUCAAAUGCUUGA
This is a messenger RNA of Camellia sinensis, 375 nucleotides long. The record is from RefSeq and is a predicted model, not a curated record. Lineage: Eukaryota; Viridiplantae; Streptophyta; Magnoliopsida; Ericales; Theaceae.